AUGUUGGUUUUCCCCGUCUUUGCGAAGAAAAAGGCGCGCGCCGAUACAGCAAGCUUUGAUCGCAAGAUCACACAGCCGAUGGUCUGCGUUAUGCAAAGGCCGACUGUCCCUCGCCGGCAGGAGGAAUGUCCCGCCUUGAGCGUCAGGCGACCUCGAGGCCAGCAUGAGGACGCUCGCUAUUGGACGCCACUGACGCCUGUCCCCGCGGUGCUGGGAAUCACCGAAGAUCUCGGCACCGCCAUCUACAUCAGCCUGAGCACUGAACGCUACGUCCUCCCGCGAACCUUGUAA
Coniophora puteana RWD-64-598 SS2 is the source of this 291-nucleotide messenger RNA. RefSeq lists its product as uncharacterized. NCBI's taxonomy places the organism in Eukaryota, Fungi, Basidiomycota, Agaricomycetes, Boletales, Coniophoraceae. The transcript has 3 exons. The record is from RefSeq and is a predicted model, not a curated record. The coding region runs from base 1 to 291 and encodes 96 amino acids.